UCCCCGGGGAAAUGCCGGUUAGGGUUGAGACGUUUUCUCAGGGCCGGCUGAGAGGGCGGCGGCUGGGCUGUCUGCGGCGCCGGGGCGCGGGGCGGGUGGAGGUGAAAAGCCUGGUGCGGUUUGGGCGAUUUACUGUCCCGUGGUUAACGAAGCCGGGCUCGAACUGGGGAGCAGGCUAGCUCCUUUGCGCUCCUCUGAAGCUGGAACUUGUUUCCAACGUUGAGUUUCCUCACGGAACGUGCCUGGGGUAGCCUAGUUUUGUGACACUCCUCAAUUGUCUUUUUAAUACCCCAAACCUGAAUUCUCUCAUGAGUGUGGAGCUAUUUACCUAUCUUUAUGAUAGGUAAAUCAUAAAAAUUUACGCUUAAUCUUCAAGGUAGAUCUUUAUGGUAGGAGGCUGACACGCAGAGGUGAUUGCAGUCCUUUUCGGUGUGAACAUAACCACAAUACAGCAGCCCUGCCCAUGCCCAGUCAAACACUUGUCAUCAGCCUCUGGCAUCGUGAAUGUCCUCCUUAUGGCACCGUGCCUGCUUUUCCUCCAGCUGGGUAUAUUCCCUUUUGGCUCUGGAUAAGCACUAGUUUGUGAUCCCAGCUCAACCAAGUGGUUGGUACUAAAAUGAUAUGGGUGGCAGUCAUUGGUGAUUGGUUCAACCUCAUAUUUAAAUGGAUUUUAUUUGGCCAUCGCCCAUACUGGUGGGUGCAAGAAACAAUGAUUUAUCCCAAUCAGUCAAGCCCAUGCCUUGAACAGUUUCCUAUUACAUGUGAAACUGGACCAGGAAGCCCAUCUGGACAUGCCAUGGGAUCUUCCUGUGUCUGGUAUGUAAUGGUCACAGCAGCACUUAGCUACACAGUUAGAUGGAAAGAUAAAUCAGCAGUUACCCUUCACAGACUGACAUGGUCGUUCCUCUGGAGUAUUUUUUGGAUUAUCCAGAUCAGUGUGUGCAUCUCGAGAGUAUUCAUAGCAACACAUUUCCCUCAUCAAGUUAUUCUUGGAGUAUUUGCUGGCAUUCUUGUGGCAGAAGCAUUUGAACAUACCCCUGCUAUUCAGACAGCAAGCUUGAGAAUGUACAUCAAGACAAACUUGUUUCUUUUCAUCUUUGCCCUUGGCUUUUAUCUGGUCCUCAAGCUUCUUGAUAUUGACUUGCUAUGGUCUGUUCCAAAGGCCAAGAAGUGGUGUGCCAACCCAGACUGGAUAAACAUUGACACAACUCCAUUUGCUGGACUGGUGAGGAAUUUAGGUGCACUCUUUGGCUUAGGUUUUGGAAUUAAUUCUGAAAUGUUCAUCACGAGCUGCAAAGGUAAAAAUAGCUGUAAGAUAAGUUUCCGCAUAUUGUGUAUAGCUGCUUCUUUAGCUACACUGCAGCUGUAUAAUUUUGUUAAGAUACCUACUCAUACUGAGUAUUUGUUCUACAUUCUCUCUUUUUGUAAGAGUGCAGCUAUGCCUCUGACUGUAGUUGCCUUGGUUCCGUACUGUGUCCACUCAUUAAUGAGGACAACUGAAAAGAAACUUAAUUAGAUAAAGUUUCCAAAUGGUUAGCAAUGUGGGGAUGGAGAUGAACCGUUCAAGAACCCUCUGCAAAGGCAGUUUUGCUAACUUAUUUUAACCAAGGGGGAUGCCACUGCAUCUUUGAUGUGCUCCUGGUAAGUAACCAGUACAUCCAAAAUCAGUACAUUCAAGAAUGACUUUGGCAGCUCAGAAAUAUUAAUUGCUGAUUUUAUUCAUAGAAAUAUUGCAACCACACUGCAGUAUGGUUAGAAAUGACCCAAUACUCUGGGUCAUAACAAUGUUUUACAGUAUAAUCAACUAGUUUUAUUUAGCUACUUUGUGGUCUUUUAGUUCUGUCCAUCUCCAGCUAGAUGGUGCUUCAAGCCUCAAUUGUACAUAGUGAUACUCAAUAUUUAAUUUAUUUAUAUAUAGGUAUUGUGUGUUAAACUGCUAGAUACUGGUGUGACAGUAUCACACCAACUACAACUGUACAGCUGUACCCAGGCACUGUGAAAAAGGCCCGCAUAGUUAUAAACAAGGCUUUAGAUUUAACUUACUGAGCUUCCUGAGCAAAGCAGCUUCUGAUUAAGCCAGAUGAGAAAAAAAUAAAAGUUUAUUUCAAUUA
Molecule: messenger RNA, 2111 nt
Organism: Aquila chrysaetos chrysaetos
Lineage: Eukaryota; Metazoa; Chordata; Aves; Accipitriformes; Accipitridae
Gene: G6PC2
Product: glucose-6-phosphatase catalytic subunit 2
Exons: 6
Coding region: 617-1516 (299 amino acids)
Biological process (GO): glucose 6-phosphate metabolic process; gluconeogenesis
Cellular component (GO): membrane
Molecular function (GO): glucose-6-phosphatase activity
Source: RefSeq, a predicted model, not a curated record